Messenger RNA from Microplitis mediator, 604 nucleotides. RefSeq lists its product as uncharacterized. NCBI's taxonomy places the organism in Eukaryota, Metazoa, Arthropoda, Insecta, Hymenoptera, Braconidae. The record is from RefSeq and is a predicted model, not a curated record. Bases 83 to 544 code for a protein of 153 amino acids. The transcript is spliced from 4 exons.
CUCAAGUAUCAUUUCAAAUUCUGAUCGUUCAAUUUAUCAAUCGUACUAAAUUUUUAAAAAAUUAUUUAGUUAUUUUAACACAAUGUUUGCAAAAUUACUGUGCGUUGUUCUCUUCGUUUGUGCAUUUUCUCAAGUAAAUUGUAGAAUUAUAGUCGAUGGUAAUGGUAAUGAAGUAGAAGAAAAAUCGCCGAGUAUAGUUGGCCGUCUCUUUAGAGCCAGCGGCAACAUCAGAUACAGAUUGGCCGACAUUUUUGAUGGAAUUACUAAUUCAUUCAGAAAUGCGUGGAGAAAUAAUAUCGGAGGGUUAUUCAAUAGCUUCAGAAAAUUCGGGGGUAUAGGAAACCCUCAAAAUCCGAAUUCAAAUCCAGGAACGAAAUCAGAAGUUGAUGAUCUCGAUUACCUUAGAGAUGUAGAAGCUGUCGAUCCGAAAAUGCUCCCGAAUCCAAAUUGGAACGGCCGUCUUACUGCGGCGGACAUUGGAGAACUUACGGUUUUAUGCAAGCGAGGUGUUGUCGUCCCUGGAUUUUGCAAUGAGAAUAAAUGAAAUUAUUGUAAUUUUUUAUUUAACAAUUUGCUGAAUUUUACUUUGGGAAAUUUAUGUUUA